AUGAUCCAUCUCAUUUCUCUUAUCUCUCUCGCUCUCCUGGUCGUCGCACACCCCGGCGAGGCUCCCCCAACUGCAGCUGAGCUUUCUCGUCGCGCUGAGCUCGAAACUGCUACCCGCCGUUCCCUUGCGGAUUGUCAGAGCCAUCUUGCUCGGUGCGGAUACACCGACAGGUCAAUCGCUCGUCGUACGGCGCUUGCUGAGGAUCUCCGAAGGAAGCGCGGGCUUGCUACUCACGCUCCGUACAAACGCGCGCUUACCGUCGAGGAGGUCGUGGACACGAGCCAUCUGUCAAACAUAACAGGGCUUACGUCCGACUCGGACCCAUUCACGUCUAAUACCUCGUGUAUACUCACUCCGGAGCUCGAGCAGGGCCCGUACUACGUUCAGGGGGAAUACGUCCGCUCGGACAUGCGCGAAAACCAAACUGGGGUGCCCACCUACGUGGACGUCGAGCUGAUCGAUAUAGCUACGUGCGAGCCUAUCACCGGCAUCUAUCUCGAUGUGUGGCAUUGUAAUGCGACUGGCGUCUACGCUGGCAUCGUUGCGGAUGGCAAUGGUGAUGACACAGAUGAGAGUAAUUGGAACACGACAUUCUUGCGUGCUAUCCAGCCGACGAACGACGAGGGAUACGCUCAGUUUGAGUCUAUCUUUCCGGGACAUUACUCUAACCGGGCGACCCAUUUCCAUAUGAUCGUCCAUGAAAAUGGAACGCUCUUCGAUAACGGCACCUUCUCUUCCGACGGCCAACAACACAUCGGCCAAGUGUUCUUCGACCAAGACCUCAUCACCGCGGUAGAGGCGACGUCUCCGUAUGCAAACAAUACGAUCGCCAUCACCGAAAACGAAGACGACCGCGUGUUCAUCGCGGGCGUUGAACCUAGCACUGGAACUGGGGUCGACCCCGUCUUGGAGUAUGUUUACCUCGGUGAUGGUCUUUCGGAUGGGCUCCUUUUCUGGGGUAUAGUCGGUGUGAACUUGUCGGCGAGCUAUGAGUCUUCUCCGGGGGGUUACCUUACGGAAGAUGGAGGUGUCGUGAACCCCGACGCUACUGCCAUUGGUGUCGAUGGAGCAGCAUCUUCUGGUGUCAGUGGUACCAAUACCACGUCCACGGCUAGUGUGUGA
Messenger RNA from Guyanagaster necrorhizus, 1122 nucleotides. RefSeq names its product aromatic compound dioxygenase. Gene Ontology annotation, molecular function: ferric iron binding; oxidoreductase activity, acting on single donors with incorporation of molecular oxygen, incorporation of two atoms of oxygen. The transcript has 6 exons. NCBI's taxonomy places the organism in Eukaryota, Fungi, Basidiomycota, Agaricomycetes, Agaricales, Physalacriaceae. Bases 1 to 1122 code for a protein of 373 amino acids. The record is from RefSeq and is a predicted model, not a curated record.